This is a messenger RNA of Aplosporella prunicola CBS 121167, 574 nucleotides long. RefSeq lists its product as uncharacterized. Gene Ontology annotation, biological process: mitochondrial electron transport, NADH to ubiquinone. The transcript is spliced from 5 exons. The record is from RefSeq and is a predicted model, not a curated record. NCBI's taxonomy places the organism in Eukaryota, Fungi, Ascomycota, Dothideomycetes, Botryosphaeriales, Aplosporellaceae. Bases 98 to 397 code for a protein of 99 amino acids.
CUUUGACCAGCGACGUGACGCCGCGACAAACCACCAGCAUAGCUACCUACCUACAAUCAAUUCCUCUGCCACGCCCGUAGCUGCGGCAGACGCGACAAUGGCAACCAAGAAUACCGUCCUUUCCCUUUACCGCCGCUCGUUGAAGCUCGCCCUUGACUGGGCGGUCCACCGUCACCUCUGGAGGGGCCAGGCCCUCUAUAUCCGAUCUUUGUUUGAGGCCAACAGGAACGUGUCGGAGCCCCGGCAACAGAGGAGGAUCAUCCAGGAGACCGAAGAAUUGCUUCAAAAGUGGAAGCACCCGGAUCCUUACAGGGCACCGACGGCUCCAGGCGGCUCGAAAUAUGAGCGCAAUGUGCCGGCGCCCAUCAUUGACCCCCCGCCCCAUAUGACACUCUAAGAGAAAGUGGUGGAAGCUUCGGUGAAGAAUGGUAGUUGGGAGGCAUUCACAGUAUAUUAACUGUCAGUUAAGGAUUGGUCCAAUUGUGUUGAUUGCAUUUGUCACUCGCGGGCAGCGGUGCAGUGACGAAACGCUAGCUUAAAGGAAUAGCAAAACAGCGUCAUUUUCCAUCUGUGC